Chiroxiphia lanceolata (lance-tailed manakin) is the source of this 1414-nucleotide messenger RNA. RefSeq names its product zinc finger protein 239-like. Gene Ontology annotation, biological process: regulation of transcription by RNA polymerase II. Gene Ontology annotation, molecular function: RNA polymerase II cis-regulatory region sequence-specific DNA binding; DNA-binding transcription factor activity. Bases 1 to 972 code for a protein of 323 amino acids. NCBI's taxonomy places the organism in Eukaryota, Metazoa, Chordata, Aves, Passeriformes, Pipridae. The record is from RefSeq and is a predicted model, not a curated record. The transcript has 5 exons.
AUGGCGGCGAGGUCUACUUUUGUCUGUGAGACUUGGUGGGGAAUGCGGCGAGAGCGGGACUCUGGGGAUCCUCUCGGGGGCUACGGGGAGCGCGGCUGCACCGAACUGAGGACAGAGAGCACGGAGGACAAAUCCCCCCAGGAGAACCUGGAAAGACCCAGCCUGUGGCAAGAAGACCGCCGGAGCUUGAAGGGGAGCCCCAACCUGGUGGUCCCUGACCAACCUCCCAACAGGGAGAAGCCCUUCAAGUGCUUGGAAUGUGGGAAGAGCUUCAGCCAGAGCACCGACCUGAUCCGACACCAGCAGAUCCAUACCGGCGAACGUACCUACACAUGUGGGGAAUGUGGGAAGAGCUUCAGGAGCAACUCCAACCUGAUCCAACACCAGAGCAUCCACACUGGGGAACAACCCUACAAGUGCAUCGAAUGUGGGAAGACGUUUAGGACCAGAUCACGUCUCCUCAUGCAUGAGCAGACACACACGGGGGAGAGACCCUUCCGCUGCACCAAUUGCGGGAAAAGCUUCAAGCAGAACUACACCCUUGUCACCCACCGGGGCAUCCACACCGGGGAAAGACCCUACAAGUGUGGGGAGUGUGGGAAGAGCUUCACCCAGAGCUCUAACUUGACCUCACACCAACGGACCCACUGCAGGGAGAAGCCCUUCAGGUGCUUGGAAUGUGGGAAGAACUUCAGGAAGAGCUCCCACCUCCUCACCCAUCAGCACACCCACACUGGAGUUCUUCCCUACAUGUGUGGGGAAUGUGGGAAGAGCUUCAGCCAGAGCUCCACCCUCUGCAAACACCAGCACAUCCACACAGGAGAAUGUCCCUACACGUGUGGGGAAUGUGGGAAGAGCUUCAGGGACAACUCCACCCUCCGCACUGGGGAACGACCCUACAAGUGCUUGGAUUGUGGGAAGAGCUUCACCCAGAGCGGUGCCUUGACGAGACACCAACAGACCCACCAGUAAGAGAAGCCCUACCAGUGCCCCGACUGCGGGAAGAACUUCAACCGCUCCUUCCACCCCGAAUGAACCCCCUGAUGGUGAGGCAACCCCUGGAGUCCGGUGACUGUCAGUCCAUCCCUUUUGACCAGAAAGGAUCAGUCCCCUUUCACAGGGGCAGCUUCUUCCAACAGAACCAUUCCUGGGGGGUGUGUGGAGAUUCCUGCCUUGGCUGGGGACCCCCCAAUAUCAGUCCUGGAGGUUGAGAGCAGAGAUCUCCUCACGAGCGUUGGUCUGGGGGAGUUCCAUCCAUCUCUAAUGAAGAAUUAUUGCUUUUGUGCCAACUUGAGUAGAAUUGCUUCAACAAUUGCUGUAGGGUAGAGCACUGUCCUAUCUUAUCCUGUACUCCUGGUAGUUUUAGUGUUUGUAUUGUGCAGUAAAUAAUUCUGAUGAAGAUCUUUUGUCUGAU